This is a messenger RNA of Antechinus flavipes (yellow-footed antechinus), 1894 nucleotides long. RefSeq names its product peroxisomal biogenesis factor 11 gamma (gene PEX11G). Gene Ontology annotation, biological process: peroxisome fission. Bases 39 to 758 code for a protein of 239 amino acids. The record is from RefSeq and is a predicted model, not a curated record. The transcript is spliced from 5 exons. Lineage: Eukaryota; Metazoa; Chordata; Mammalia; Dasyuromorphia; Dasyuridae. Gene Ontology annotation, cellular component: peroxisomal membrane.
CGUGCUGACAUCACAUCAGCCAGCCCGGAAGUGUUGCCAUGGCGGCCCUGAGCGGCCUGGUGUCUUCGCUGGAGUCCUAUAGAGGCCGGGACCGCUUGAUUAGGACUUUGAGCUAUGGCUGUCAGCUGAUUGGUGGAUUUCUGACUGAGCAGUCUUCCGUCAAGUCUGAAAUAGGAAAGAGGCUUCUGGGAAUAUCUGCACAGCUCAGCCACUGCAGGACCGUCUUGCGGUUGUUUGAUGACCUGGCCAUGCUUGCAUACAGUAGGCAGUAUGGGCUGGGUGCUAAGGAGGAAGAUGCUAUCAUCCGCUGGCUGUCUGUCAUCAGUAACCUUGCUGAUCAGCUCUAUUACCCUUGUGAGCACGUUGCCUGGGCUGCUGAUGCUAAGAUUAUUCACAUCAACUCUACAAAGUGGUGGAUACUAAGCACAGCCCUUUGGGGCCUUUCACUUCUCCUAGGAACUCUACGAUCUCUGAAAAUUAUACUGAAUCUGAGAAGAAAAUUGAGAAAUCCUGAAGGAAAAUCUAGUAAAUCUUUUAGAAGAGAAAAGAAAAUGAUUGAAAUUCAGGUGAAGUCGGAAAUAUUAACCCUUCUUAGCAAUUUGGCUGAUCUAGCCAAUGCCAUCCACUGGCUGCCUCAAGGAUUCCUCUGGGCAGGACGAUUUCCUCCAUGGCUGGUGGGUCUCAUGGGCACUGUGUCCUCUCUCAUCAGUAUGUACCAAGCAUCUGGGCUUCACUCUGAAAAGUCUGAUGACUCUUGACAUCGAUGAUUGGUUUGAGAAACACUCAAAUGAGACUGAAAAUUCUUGGGAUCAUAGGUUGUUGGGAUCAAAGCAGGGCUUUUAAUUGCUCAAAAUAAUAAGAUGACUGGGAAACUUAAGAAAGAGAGCCAAAAAUUGCUACUCCUGAUCUGGGUUGGAUUAAUUUAAAGGAAUAAGACCCAAUGGAGGCACAUGAGCUGAGAGCUUCUUCAAAUAGGACAAAGAUAAAUGUCUUUUGGCCUCUAGUUAUGCAAAACUUCAGCAUUGUCAUAGUGGAUUCAAAGGGAUUGUUCUGGCACUGCCACCUAUGGAAAGAACCUUGCUUUUCCAUAGUCCAGAGAGAGGUAAAGUUGGGAACCUGGCUGAGCAGGCUCUGGCAGCCUCAGCUCUCUGGCUAUUCCUUCCCCUCAAAUCACAAAACAGCAGGCUUUUUGUGGGUGAGGAAUUGUGGAAUUGCUAGUAUUUGUGAGCAAAGGCUAGGAUUUCCCAGCUGUCUAGGACUUGAUCUACAGAGAGACCAAAACCACCUUCCUCAGAUAUGUUUAAGUUCUAUACCUAAGCAAGCCCUAACGGGGAUUUAGCUUGAUGAAUGGUUGGGCUAUUCUGCAGGCUAUGGGCUUCUCAGGAACCAGCCAACAUUAGUAACUAAUUGGCUCCUUUCACCUCACCUUCCAUCUGUUUUUUAAAUAAUAGCAUGUUAGGAAGGAGGAUUUCUUUUAGCUUGGCUGACAAAAAGUCUCUUCUCACUUUUGUUAGACAACAGGAAAUGUUUCUUUUGCUGACAUUUGAAAAGCAGAGAGAUCUAGCAGAAAGAAUGCUGGGCCUGGGAGCCAGGAGUCUUGGGUUCCUAUGAGGGCUUGGUCAAUUCCUCAAGCCUCUCUGGGCCUGUUUCCUAGCCUAUAAUAAUAUUUGCUCUGCCUUCUUCCACAGAUAGAACAAAGAUCAAAUGAGAUAUCUAAAACACCAUACAAUCAUGAGGCAAUAUUAUCCUUGGAGUCUAAAAGCAAAUCAACUAGAUUUUGUUUUUGAAAAUAAGUUUUAAAAAUAUUAUGUGCUAAUGACAAAUGAAAGUUUGCUUGGAUAAUCAGGAAUCAUCUGAUAUGUAUCUAAUAAUAAAAUGGAAGGUAGAAGAUCAA